AUAAUAACACACAGAUUCAGGGUUGAUUCAGUGACUGCGUUACAGAGCUGGUUUCAAGAUGAAACAAACAAACAGCUUUCACGAAUUUCUAAAUUAUUUCAGGAUUGUAAAACUGUGUAAAAUGACUAAAUAACAGUGUUGUGAGCGUGAGUUCAGCUCUGGCUUCCUCUCUUCUCUGUGCUUGAGGUUUCAUAGUGUUUCCGCUCACAGUACGAGAUGUUUGAAUGAUCACAGUAUAGAAGAUAAUCAUCUGGAUCAGACGAUGAGGAUCAUACAGCUUCACAUCUAUCUGUUGAUGUGGUCUCAAGCCACGGAGAGUGUAACAAACACAGCAGUAACUUUAGGAGCUGAUGUGAAUAUAAGCUGUGAUCUUGAUAUAAAGGAGAUUUACUGGUACAGACAGAAAUCACCAGAUCCUCCAGUGUUGAUCUUACGCACUUAUAAAAGCACUUUUGAAGGAGCUGAAUAUGAAAACAGCAUCUUUGAAGACAAAUACUCGGUGAAAACUAACAGUCGUCUGUUCAUCAGAAAUAUCAGCACUGAUGAAUUAGGAGUUUAUUAUUGUGUCAAAACUAGUGAACCACAAAAAUUCAGCAACGGCACCAAAAUCUACAUCAACAACUCUUUCCUGAAGAAUCAGACUUCAGGAUCAGAGUCACAUGAUGCUCCACAAGACCAGAAAUCAUGGAUAAAUCUGACCAUCAUCAUCAUCAUCAUCAUCAUCACUGCUUCUGUCAGCAUUGCUGUAAUAGGUUUGAUAAAGAGCUGCACAAACUCAAGCAGAGGAGGUAAAGAAAGCUUCAGGAGAGGCGUGAAAGAGUCGCAGUUUGCUGAAGCUGUUUUGUUGAAGCAUCUCAGUGGCAGCAGAUCUUGUCAAACCGUGUGCAGCUUCUCUCUUCUUCAGUCAAUAACAGAUGAAGGAGCUUCAGAAGAGACAGAAAAUAAAGACUUCAUCUCUAUACAGACUCUAAUGUGA
Molecule: messenger RNA, 976 nt
Organism: Onychostoma macrolepis
Lineage: Eukaryota; Metazoa; Chordata; Actinopteri; Cypriniformes; Cyprinidae
Exons: 6
Coding region: 263-976 (237 amino acids)
Source: RefSeq, a predicted model, not a curated record